This is a messenger RNA of Solea solea (common sole), 6202 nucleotides long. It is a transcript of the gene tprn, whose product is annotated as taperin. The coding region runs from base 168 to 2654 and encodes 828 amino acids. NCBI's taxonomy places the organism in Eukaryota, Metazoa, Chordata, Actinopteri, Pleuronectiformes, Soleidae. The transcript has 5 exons. The record is from RefSeq and is a predicted model, not a curated record. Gene Ontology annotation, molecular function: phosphatase binding.
AGAGAGAGAGAGGGGGGAGCAAAGCGAGGAAGCGGAGGAGAGAGAAAGACGUGACGGCAGCGGGGAUGAGUGUACGGUGAUCGGUGCUGCGGGUACACACGGAGCCGCAUACUGGUUUUAAAGCCGCAGCCAGAGCCUCCUCUUCCGGACCUAACGAUUACGCUGCGAUGUCUGGCGGAGGAGACGUCCGCGUCCUCCGCCAAGAGCCCGGGCAGGAGAGCCCUAGGAUGCCGGCCUGGAAGCGAGAGAUACUGGAGAGGAGGAAGGCAAAGGGUGGCGGGUGUGGAGGAGCCGGUGCCUCCGCAGACACGAGUCCCGGAGGAGCGGGACCGCAGCGGGGGAACGGCGACACGAGUGGCAGUGUGAACGGUAGUAGCGGCGGCGGCGGUGGUGGUGGUGGACACGGCGGAGCGAGCAGCGGGUCCGGGCGGAAUUACACCAUCAGCGCAGGCAGCCAGCACUUCUCCCACAACAAAGAGACACGAGCGGCGACGACACCCAGGGAGGAGGAGGACAAACGGGAGAGCCUGGUGCUUCAGGAGAGCCUCGGCCCGCUGGAGGAGAACCCGUUUAUUAAACUGGAGAAGGAGCGGAGGAGGCGGCAGGACCGAGAGAGCACCACCCGUCCGGUGCAGCACAUCCUGGAACUGUACGGUAGCGUACCCGGUAUACGGACCAUCCGCGCCGAGAACAUUAUCAUAAUUGAAUCGGAUCCGGAUUAUUAUCCGGAAGACGGUGCGGCAAAUACCGGGACUAAGUGGCAAACAAACGGUGUGAGCAGUUACAGCUCCCUGAACGACCUCCUGGACCGGAGAGGGAGUGCUGUCACCGAGAUAAGAGCCAAGGAAGUGGUGAUUUAUGACACCACGUUAAGCAAGAGUGAGGAGAACCUGAGCACCCUGGGCCAUCAGGACCUCCCGUCAUCAUCAUCUUGUGAGGCAGGACAGGGUCAGGGCAGGGUCAGCCGGAUGCUGCAGAAGUUUGACAGCAACUAUGGGAAGCUACAGAAGAAGUCCCACAGCACAGAGAACCUGCUGGACCUGGACUGUAGUGCCAGCAGCAGACCAAGACUCUGGCGAAAGCCACAUCAGCCAGAUCUGGUGCCAAAGCCUGGACUGGGCCAGGCAGUCAGCAGCCAGCCAUCGUCGCCUGUCUUCCAGAGUUCCUGGUCUUCCAAAGCAAAGCCACAGCCCACUGUCUCUGAGCCAGGCAGCCCCCAGGGUGCCACCGGGCCACCACUGUCGGUACCUUCCACUCGUGGAAGAGAUGAGCCUGACUGGGGGCAAAGCAAGCCCACCAGAGAGCGGGACUGGGAGGCUGCUGAGGUGCAACCCAAACCCAAGGUGCCAUGUUCUCCAGAGACCCGCCGUGCCCGUGCCGAGUUGCCCACAAGCCCUGUCUCGUCCAAGGUUCCCCACAUCUCCCCUCACUUUGAGAUCCGUCCUGCUCCGAAGCCGGACCUCCAACAGAUUCCCGAUGGGGACACUCAGGCGCUGGCCCUAGCAAACCUGCGUCUGCAGUCCCGCAAUUCUUUCACAGUGAUCCCCAAGCGCCGCCUUGGAACAAGCGCCCCCACAUCAUCUGGACCCUUCAAGUCUUCCCCCUCCCAUAGGGGGGCAGAGGUGCCCACGCCAGGAGUGCCAACUUCACACACCCCAACACCCAACGUGACCCUCUCAAAGAGGAGGGAGGACGUAGAGAAGGAGACAGAGAGGGUGACGCCCAAGCUCGAACCAUCUCCUGCUGUUGCCACAAGUCCUUCACUGUCUCCAGUCUCAGAACCUUUGUCUCCACCUCCAGGUCUCACCCCACCUCCCUUUUCUCUCCCAGCCCUGUCCUCACUCCCAUCGUCUCCAGCUGUUCCUUCUUCACCCCUUCCCAACUCUCCAGACUCCCCCGUCCCUUCAACGCCGUCUCCAGAACAACGUCUGGUGGAACAUCUGCCGAUCACAAACAUAGACGACAUCGAGGUGGAGCCCCCGCAGCGUGUCCCUGUCCCUAGCCCCAUGGUGCAGAGGAGGAAGGGGAACACGUUCACUGUGGUGCCUAAACGCAGAGCCGACCCCGAGGCCCAGCCGAGCUCACCCGAGCCCCAGCCAGAAGCUGUGACCGAGGCCUCGCCAGGGUCCACGCCCCCACAGGCCCCGUAUUCUCAGCUGGGCUCGCUGCUGAAGAAACGCUACCCUGCUGUCGAGGAGAUCGAGGUUGUCGGUGGGUACCUGUCCCUUGCCAAGUCCUGCCUCUCCAAGACCGGCUCCACGGGCAAGAAGCUGCAAAUCUCCUUCAACGAGUCCAGUCUGCAGAGCACUUACGAGUAUCCGUCUGAGAGCAGCGCGUGGGACAGCGGGGACGAGGACGACGAGGACGGGAAGAUGUCGGACGAGCAGCCGAGCAUGGUGGGACGCAUCCACAUCCCUCGACCCAGUUUCACCACCUCACCCACGCACACGGGCAACAGCAACGAUCUGUCCAGCUACAUUCCCAAACACUCGGUGGACUUCAGCGCCUGGCAGGAGCACAAGCAUGAAACAGAGAGUGUUCUCCAGGAAGACGCGGCUUCCCAACACACACAGAUGACAGAGGAAGUUAUGCUCACACCGGCAGACAGUUCCUCGCUGUCCGACUACAGCAGUGAACCCGCCCUUUACUUCUGACCCGCCUCCACCUCCAUGCUCCGCCUCUAAGCACAGCCAUUUCCUGUUGGGAAAGGAAAAAUGUGGCUGGUGUUUGAUUUCCACCUUGUUUUUUUCCGUUGAUAGAAGAAGAAAUUGGGGGAAAACAGCAGCUGGUCUGUGUUUCCCGCUCUGAUCGUGGACAGUUGAUCUGUCCGCCUCCAUCUUCUUCUUCUUCUUCUUCUUCUUCUUUUACCAGAUAAAAAUGCGAUAAAAUUAUGGCAUUGCGUCGAUUGUAAAAAAUAACCCAGAGAGACGUCCCAUCCGUUUCCGCAAGAACAGGAAGACUCCAGUUGCUCACGUAUCGGUGCAUCGUCAUGGCGACGGUUAUUUCAGUGUUAGUACAAAGAUUUUCCGGGGGUUAGCGGCAAAAACGUUGUUUAAAGAACAAAACAAUACAAAAAGAAAGGGGUGAACGGUGCCACAAAUUUUUUGUAUCUGCAUGUUUUUUUGAUUUCAACAAACAUCUCAUUCUUCUACUGUAAAGCUUCGUUAUCGUUUGUUAAUCGUUCGUUAUUCUUCUUCCGGUGAACGCCGCCGCAAAGUGAAGCUGCUGGUACGAACGUUCGUUCAGGGGGAACGAGUUUUUAACUGCAAACGUUUUCUGUCGAACGGUAGCAAAAAAAAACAAAAAAGCUUGAAAAGUGACCUUGGCCAAUAACGUUCGUCUGUGUGUUCGUACGUUUGUUCGUACGUUUGUCCGUACGUUUGUUCGUACGUUCUCACAAAACAUCGUCCCGUAGAAUGUUUCCUGUAUUUUCCGUGCUUUCGUGUCUUUAUUCCCGCUUCGGUUUGAAGUUUGCAUGUCUGCGACAUCUUCACGUACGAAAAAACACAAAAAAACUAAACAACACAAAAACAUUUUCUUCUUCUUUGUUUUCUAGUUUUCAGUCGGACCUCACGUACUUUAACAUUCCACGAAGAAGAAGAAGCAGCGACGAUGAUUGCAAUCGUUCAUGGCGCGGCAUGUUUUUGCGACAGCGAAUGUAGAGAUUGUGAACUUUUCUUUUUUAUUAUUAUUAUUAUUAUUUUUAAUAUAUAUACAUACACACACAUAUAUAUAUAUUCAGUACAAGAAGUUUUCACGCCAACUGAUCCAAGUGUUGCUAUGACGGCGUCACUUUAUUUCCUCCCAGAAUCAAACCCACAGUCAGUAUUGUUGUUGUUGUUGUCGUUCAGUCUCAGUUUAUCAAGAUUUAGUUUUUAAAUCUUCCUGUUUUUUGUUUUCAAACCACAGACUGUCUAUGAAAAUCGCGAAAUCCAGAGUCGCCGGGCUCAUGUUGAACGACUGCCGCUGUCUUUAACUCUGUAGAGUCGCCCCCUACGUUUGUCUUUGUCUGUUCGGGUCUUUGAAUGUUUUUACGACUUUGGUAUUUUAACGUCUGUCCUGCAUAAUCGUGCUAAAGUCGGUAGCUCCGUACCUCUGGUUUUUUUGUGUCUAAAACCGAUUCCGAUAUCAGUCCGAUAAAGUUGUUUUUCCAUCGACUGAGCUGUAAGUGACACAUUUGUGCAUUUUACAACAUAGCCUUAACUCGCCGAUUUAGGAAUUAUUACGACCGUUAUCAGACCAAUACUAAUACGAAUUAUCGUAUCGGCUCGUCCCUAAAUGUUGGCGCGAACUGUGUUUACAGUAAACUGCACAUGUUUUUUUCGGUAAUUAAAUUUGGGGCGGUAACAACACAGUAUCUGUUUACCGGCUUUUUUGGUUACAAAUUAUGCGAUAACAUUUCUCCAGAGUUCGGGAAUAUUUUAACGAACGAAAUCAAAUUGAAGGAUGUGAAUUUCACAUGCGUGACUAUCUUAUUACGUGAAAAAUGUGUGAAUUAAUGCAGACCUUUUUUUGCCGAUUUAGGAAUUUUUAAGACCAUUAUCCGACCAAUAAUGGUCGAUACGAAGUAUCAUAUCGGCUCGUCCCUAAAUGUUAGUGCGAACUGUGUUUACAGUAAACUGUGAUGAACAGCCGAAAUCAAGUGACAUGCACGUGUUUUUUGGAACUUAGUCGGUAACAACACAGCAUUUGUUUACCAGCUUUUUUGGUUACAAUUUUUGCAAUAGUAUUUCCCCAGAGUUCAGGAACAUUUUAACGUACGAAAUCAAAUCGAAGGACGUGAAUUUCGCUUGCGUGACACUAUCUCAUUACGUGGAAAAAUUUGCAAUUUAACACAGGCUUUUAUUUUUUAGCUAAAGUUGUUUCACUUAACCAUGAUUUUACAGUAAACUGUGAUCAACAGAACUUACUCAGUAACAACACAGCGUCUGUUUACGGGCUUUCUUGCAUGACACAAAAUUUGCAGGUUACCUUUGACCUUAUAUCAUUAUGCGAAAAAUUCUUGAUUUAACAGUGAUAGUUUUUUGUCAUUCCGCGUAACAGCUGCUCGCAGACAUGUUUGUACAGUCAGACUUGUUAAAAACAUCGUUAAGUCUUAGCGAACAGAAACAGGUGUGUAUUUGUAAAAACAGUGAAAUCUCGCGUGGAUUGUGGACGCGGGGUUUGUGUAAAGUCGUACUUAUUAGCGUCGGGUCCAGGACGGAUGCUAACUCACACCAGUUCUAAAUGUCGCGUCUGUGUCUCUGUAGCUUCGACUUGGAAGGAUCGUGAACUUAAAGAACAAAAAAAUGGUUAAAAAACGUGUUUACGUCUGUUCACGAUCUCCGACUGUUUGUUUAUUUCUUAAAAAUCCGAUGAAUGAAUUGAUCAUUUCUUUGUAAUCUUCUCUUUGAUUGUUCGCGAUGAAUGCACUGCCGAUAAAUGCCAUGACCGUUUUUUAUUUUAAAUCUUAUUUUGACGUCAACGCCACAGCCUUGCAUCAAAACUUCUUACGAAUGUCGCGACGGCCUCGUCACUGUGAACGCCAACGUUCGUCGUCCAAGUUGUUGACGGAAAUAAAUGCAUGGAUGUUUUUUGUUUUUGUUGUUUUCUGCGAACUAUUUGUUAACGGUGCUGCUGUGUUUUAGAAGAUGAAUGAGUGAAUGAAUGAAUGUGUUUUUAACUCAACGUGAUUCAUUGUAGUUGGUGGUGGAAAAAAAACCAAAACCUCUUAAUAAACGGCUUCAAACUUCCCAGUGAACAUCGCAAUCCUUUCUAUAUCGUUACGAUUUUUUCAUCAGUCACUUUUUCCUUUUUUUUCGGAGUUAAAGCUGCAGUCACCAGGGUUUCUAGAAACAGUUGGCCGUGUCUGGUGAGACAUUUGUGUUUAAGAGUGGUUGAACAGGUGUACCUAAUAAAGUGGAUGGAAACUGCUUUUUCCAAUGAAAACAGCCCUUAACGUCGUUUUCUCUUUGAAUUGUGGGAAAAUUCACCAUCACCAUCACACACACACACACAGCAGUGUUAUCCAUCGUCAGUAGCAGGUCAUGUUGGUCUCACGUUUCAGUUUUUUUAAACGUCUGUAAAUGUUCUUCUUCUCCGCAGCAGCAGCAGCAGAUGUGUUUACUGUAAAGUUACUGUCGAUGAUUCAGAGAAAAUUAAAAAGACAAAAGUGAUGUCAUUUCUUGUACAAAUGAAAGCUCUCAAUAAAUAGAUGACUUGA